Hypoxylon fragiforme is the source of this 1484-nucleotide messenger RNA. RefSeq lists its product as uncharacterized. Lineage: Eukaryota; Fungi; Ascomycota; Sordariomycetes; Xylariales; Hypoxylaceae. Gene Ontology annotation, molecular function: DNA binding. The coding region runs from base 545 to 1261 and encodes 238 amino acids. The record is from RefSeq and is a predicted model, not a curated record. The transcript is spliced from 3 exons.
GUUCUACUUGUAUGUCUGUAUGUAUGUACAUCAUGGAUACAUGUACGUGCAGAUAACACGGAGUAAGUGGUGAUUUGUACAUACAUAUGUAUUAAACACACGGUGCAUAUACAUUAUUCAAGUUGAUACCUACCUAUGUACCUUCCUCGGGUUUUCACAUCGACAUGAGCAGGUACUACUGGUAGGUAGUACAUUGGAUACAAUACAUGUAACAAUUUCUAUCUGAGCAGGUACGCGCACCGACAUCCAGCAUUGGAAACUUCUACAAUCAAUCAAGUAAAGUGUACAUGUAUGUCAUAGGUAUUCUCUCUUUUCCUCUUUCCUCCUUCUACUUAACUACUACCCACCUACUUUACUUUACCUACCUAGCACUAUCCACCUAAUGCUAGGUCCCUCACUUUAAUCAAAAUACCGAUUAAAUUAAAUUACAAGAAAAAUAUCAUUUGAGCUUCAUCCCCUUCAAUGCUCAUUUAUUUAUGUACCUAGGUUAGGGUAUUGUACAUUAACUGUAUACUAGAAACAUUCAAGGUAACCAGACAACAUUAUGCCUCCUGCACUGGAUUUAAGCUCUGACGAUGAUCAUAGUAUUGAUCACAGUCGUGUUACGUCCGACUUGAUCGGCGUUGACACAGUCCAAGAGCAAGCCAUGCCGCCACGAACCCCCACCACUCGCGUCUCAAAGGGGCCUGGCAGACCUCGCAAGAGAGCCAUAAGCGACGUUGACGCGCCUCUAUCCGCCACAUUGGCCACUAAGCUUGCCGUUACUGCCAAAGAUGAUGUGGUUAUGGAGGAUGUCCAGGCACCUCCUCGCAAACGCGGUCGACCCCGCAAAAGUACCUCAACCACACAACCCGGCAACGGAGUGGGUCCCGCCAGCAGUGAACGCGACCCAGAAAGUCGCCCACAGUCGUCGGCUUCCAACCUUAGUCGCAAUCAAGAUGGUCACUUGCCUCAGCUGGCUCUCUCUAAUCUGGCUGUCGGAUCCCCAAAGCCCACGGGCAAGGGCAAGCACAAGCGCACGCCAAAGACUCGUGGCAACCAGCCAAACCUCGAAAGUCUCUUGCGUGAAAUUUUCAUCUUGAACACAGUCCAGCAAGGCCAAGAGCUGCGAAUCACUCACGAGCAGGCCAUGCAGCUGCACUCCAUCUUUGCGCCAGCAUUAUCGGCGCCCGAAGGAGAACUCAUGGUUCCAUCACGACUAGCUAACGCUAUUCGAUCUUUCCUUGCUAAUCCGGCCAACGAAGAUGGUAUCGCACUAUGAAAUCCGGGUCGGGAGUAAGGGUGUGGAGAGGGGGUGAGGAGGGGGAAGAGAUGAUUAAAUGGGGAGUUUUUUCUUUUGUUCAUUCGUCGUCAUCUAAAGGAUAAAAGGGAUAUAUCCGCAUUGCCGUUCGGAGUCAGCAUCACGAUUUCUAGGUAGGUAGUGAUACUCAUGGAAAAGUGCUCCUUCAAAUUGAUGAUGUUGUUCCACGUGUUUAUUUGAUGCA